GGGCGCACGGCCUGGGCGGAGCGUCCCGGCGGCGCGCGGAGCAGGGCCAUGGACGUGUACCGCAGCCCCGCCGCGGCGCUGGCCAGCCUGGUGGCCCGCCGCCUGCAGCCGUCUGCCGAGUUCCAGCGGGCCGCCUGGCGCGCCCUGGGCGCCCUGGCCACCACCCUGCGUGAGCGCGGCCACCGCGCCGCCGCCCAGCCCUGGAGGGUGCUGAAAACCGCCAAGGGAGGCUCCGCCGGCCGGGGCACAGCCCUGAGGGGUGGCUGUGAUUCUGAAAUGGUCAUCUUCCUCGACUGCUUCAAGAGCUACAAGGACCACAGCGUCGAUAGGGCAGAGAUCCUCAAAGAUCUGUGGGACCUGCUGCAAUCUUGGUGGCAGAAACCCAUCCCCGGUCUGAACUUUGAGACUCUUUGGCAGGACAGGCCCGGGGUCCUACAGUUCCGCCUGGCAUCCACGGACCUUGAAAACUGGAUGGAUGUUAGCUUGGUGCCGGCCUUUGACGCUCUGGGGCAGCUCUGUGCUGGUGCCAAACCUGCGCCCCAGGUCUACUCGACUCUCAUCCACAGUGGUUGCCAGGGGGGCGAGCACGCAGCCUGCUUUGCAGAGCUGCGGAGGAACUUCGUGAACGUUCGUCCGGCAAAACUGAAGAGCCUGAUCUUGCUGGUGAAGCACUGGUACUGUCAGGUAUGCCAGGAGGAAGGGAAGAGGGAGAUGCUGCCUCCAGCCUAUGCCCUGGAGCUGCUGACCAUCUUCGCCUGGGAGCAGGGCUGUGGGAAGGAUGCCUUCAGCCUGGCCCAAGGCCUCCGGACCGUCCUGGGCCUGAUCCAGGAGUAUCGGCAGCUGUGUGUUUUCUGGACGCUCAACUAUGGCUUCGAGGACCCUACAGUCAGGAGCUUCUUGAGUUCCCAGCUGAAAAAACCCAGGCCUGUGAUCCUGGACCCGGCUGACCCCACGUGGGAUGUUGGGAAUGGAGCCACGUGGCACUGGGAUAUACUGGCCAGAGAGGCAGAGUCCUGCUAUGAGCACCCGUGCUUUCUGCAGGCGGCAGGGGACACUGUGCAGCCCUGGGAGGGAACCGGCCUUCCACGUGCUGGGUGCUCAGGUUUAGACCACCCCAUCCAGCGAGACGAUGCCCAGAGGACCCCUGGGAACAGCAGCAGUCUCAAUGCUGUGCCCCCAAGGGCAGGAAGCAGGCAGCCCUCAUGGCCAGCUCCCCGACCCCCAGGGCCAGACAGCAUCACCCCUUCUACGCUGGGGAGGGCUGUGGAUCUGUCUCAGAUCGCCACCAAGGACCUGGACCGCUUCAUCCAGGACCACUUGAAACCAAACCCCCAGUUCCAGAAGCAGGUCGGCAAGGCCAUCAAUGUCAUCUUGGGUUGCCUCCGAGAGAAGUGUGUCUACAAGGCCUCGAGGGUCAGCAAGGGGGGCUCCUUUGGCCGGGGCACAGACCUGAGGGGUAGCUGUGAUGCCGAACUGGUCAUUUUCCUCAACUGCUUCGAGGACUACAGGGACCAAAGGGCCCGCCGCCCAGAGAUCCUUCAGGAGAUGCAGGCACAGCUGGAAGCCUGGUGGCAGGACCCAGUCCCCGGCCUGAGCCUCGAGUUUCCUGAGCAGACCGUGCCCGAGGCUUUGCAGUUCCGGCUGGUGUCUACGGCCCUAGAAAGCUGGAUGGAUGUGUGCCUGAUGCCCGCCUUUGAUGCCGUGGGGCAGCUCUGUGCUGGUGCCAAACCUGCGCCCCAGGUCUACUCGACCCUCCUCCAGAGCGGCUGCCAGGGGGGCGAGCACGCGGCCUGCUUCGCAGAGCUGCGGAGGAACUUCGUGAACGUUCGUCCAGCAAAACUGAAGAGCCUGAUCCUGCUGGUGAAGCACUGGUACCACCAGGUCGCAGCCCAGAACAAAGGACAGCAGCCAGCCUGUGCCUCUCUGCCUCCGGUCUAUGCCCUGGAGCUCCUGACCAUCUUCGCCUGGGAGCAAGGCUGUGGGGAGGAUUCUUUCAAAAUGGCGCAAGGCUUAAAGACUGUUCUAGAGCUUGUCCAGCAGCACCAGCAGCUCUGUGUCUACUGGACAGUCAACUAUAGCUUCGAGGACCCAGCGAUCAGAACACAUCUUCUUGGCCAGCUUCAGAAACCAAGACCCCUGAUCCUGGAUCCUGGUGACCCCACCUGGAAUGUGGGCCAGGGCAGCUGGGAGCUGUUGGCCCAAGAAGCAGCAGCUCUGGAGACUCAGGCCUGCUUGAGGAGUAGGGAAGGCACAUCUGUACAGCCAUGGGAUGUGAUGCCUGUUCUCCUUUACCAAACCCCAGCUGGGGACCUUGACAAGUUCAUCAGUGACUUUCUCCAGCCCAACCGUCAGUUCUUGGCUCAAGUGAACAAGGCUGUUGAUACCAUCUGCUCAUUUCUGAAGGAAAACUGCUUCCAGAAUUCUGCCAUCAAAGUGCUCAAAGUGGUCAAGGGUGGCUCUUUAGCCAAAGGCACAGCUCUGCGAGGCCGCUCGGAUGCAGAUCUAGUGGUGUUCCUCAGCUGCUUCAGCCAGUUCGCUGAGCAAGGGAACAGGCGGGCUGAGAUCAUCUCAGAGAUCCGAGCCCAGCUGGAGGCAUGUCAGCAGAAGUUGCAAUUGGAGGUGAAAUUCGAGAUCCCCAAGAGGAAGAACUCCCGCGUAUUGAGCUUCUCCCUGAAGUCCCAGACGAUGCUGGAUCAGAGUGUGGACUUUGACGUGCUGCCGGCCUUUAACGCCUUAGGCCAGGUGGUCUCCAGCUACAGGCCCCCGUCUCAAGUCUACGUGGACCUCAUCUACAGCUACAACAAUGCGGGCGAGUAUUCCACCUGCUUCACUGAGCUGCAGCGAGACUUCAUCAUCUCUCGCCCCACUAAGCUGAAGAGUCUGAUCCGACUGGUGAAGCACUGGUACCGGCAGUGCAACAAGAUGCCCAAGGGAAGAGGCUCCCUGCCCCCCCAGCAUGGGCUGGAACUCCUGACGGUGUACGCCUGGGAGCAGGGUGGGCAGAGCGCCCAGUUCAACAUGGCCCAGGGCUUCCGCACCGUCCUGGAGCUGGUCAGCCAGUACCGUCAGCUCCGUGUCUACUGGACUGUCAACUACGAUAACGAGGACAAGACUGUCAGAGACUUCCUGAGCCGGCAGCUUCGCCAGCCCAGGCCCAUCAUCCUGGAUCCAGCUGACCCGACAGGCAACCUCGGCCAUAAUGCUCGCUGGGACCUGUUGGCCACAGAAGCUACAGCCUGCAUGUCUGCCCUGUGCUGCACAGACAGGGAUGGCACCCCCAUCCAACCAUGGCCAGUGAAGCUGCCACCACAGCCUCCGGCAGGAGCAAUGGGAAUCUGGGGGUCGCAUCUGUACUCUGUGCAGCCAGAGAGGCUGGACGAAUUGAUCCAGAACUCCCUGAGGCCCUACGGAGAAUGCCAGAAACAGAUAGAUGACGCCGUGGACACCAUCUGUGCCGCCCUGCAGGAAACGGAGCAGAUCCCCACCGCACUAAGUGUGGUUCGAGGUGGCUCCUAUGGCAGGAAAACAGUGUUGAGGGGCAACUCAGAUGGGAUGAUUGUCAUCUUCGUCAGUGACCUUGAGCAGUUCCAGGAUCAGAAAAAAAGCCAAGAUAAAAUCCUCAACAAGAUCUGGCAGCUUCUGAAAACCUGUCAGCUCACCAUGAAGCUGCCGGCCAAAAUGGAGGUCCAGAGGUUCAGAGAUGGGCUCAUCUUCCAGCUGUCCACAAAAUGGCAGAGCAUCACUUUUGAGGUGCUGCCUGCCUACAAUGCUCUGGGCUUAAGCGAGAAGCCCAGCACCCAGAUCUAUCGAGAGCUCAAAAGAGUCUUGGACAUGACAAAAGCCCACCCCGGCGAGUUUUCCAUCUGCUUCACAGAACUCCAGCAGAAGUUUUUUCACAAAUGUCCCAGGAAACUGAAGGAUUUGAUCCUCUUGGUGAAGUAUUGGUACCAACAGUGCCAGGAAAAGCUGAAAGGUUCACCUCUGCUGACCAUGUAUGCCCUAGAGCUCCUGACAGUCUAUGCCUGGGAACAGGGGUGCGGAGCAGAAAACUUUGACAUCGCCGAAGGCAUCAGAACUGUCCUGGGGCUAAUCAGACAGCAGGAGCAGCUGUGUGUCUAUUGGAUAGUCAACUACAACUUUGAGAAUGAGACAGUCCGGAAUAUUCUGCUGAGCCAGCUCCGGUCGUCGAGGCCAGUAAUCUUGGAUCCAACUGACCCAACCAAUAAUGUGAGCAAAGAUAACGCAUCUUGGCAACUGCUAAAGCAAGAAGCUCAGAGCUGGUUGUCUGCUCUCAGCCCGAAUGAGUCACCUGGACCAUCAUGGAAUGUUCUGCCAGCACCGCUGUACGCAACCCCGGGCCAUCUUCUAGAUAAGUUUAUCAAGGACUUUCUACAGCCCAACAAAAACUUCCUAGGCCAAAUCGCGGUAGCUGUUGACUUCAUCUGUAAAUUCCUUCAAAAAAAUUGCUUCCAACAUUCAGCUACAAAGGUUCAGAAGACCGUCAAGGGAGGGUCGACCGGCAAAGGCACAGCUCUGAAGACUGGCUCCGAUGCCGACCUCGUCGUGUUCCCAGACUCGCUUAAAAGUUACACCUCCCAAAAAAACGAGAGAUGCCGUAUCAUCAAGGAAAUCCAUAAACAGCUAGUAGCCUGUCAGCAGGAGAAAGAGUUUGCAGUGAAGUUUGAGAUUUCAAAAUGGAAGGCUCCCAGGGUGCUGAGCUUCUCUUUGAAAUCCAAAGUGCUCAACGAAAGUGUGAACUUUGAUGUGUUGCCUGCAUUUAAUGUGCUCGGUCAGGUGAAUUCUGGCUCCCCACCCAGCCCCAAGAUCUACGCUGAGCUCAUCGAUCUGUAUAAAUCCUCAGAUGCUGAGGGAGGAGAGUUUUCCACCUGUUUCACGGAGCUGCAAUGCAGCUUUGUGGCCUCCCGGCCCACCAAAGUGAAAGAUUUAAUUCGUCUGGUGAAGCACUGGUACAAACAGUGUGAAAGGAAACUGAAGCAAAAGGGGUCUCUGCCCCCAAAGUACGCCUUGGAGCUGCUCACCAUCUACGCCUGGGAGCAGGGGAGUGGGGCAGAGAAUUUCGACACCGCGGAAGGUUUCCGGACAGUCCUUGAGUUGGUCACAAAAUAUCAGCAGCUCUGUGUCUUCUGGACAGUCAAUUACAACUUUGAGGAUGAGACUGUGAGGAACUUCCUACUCACCCAGAUCCAGAAAACCAGGCCCGUGAUUUUGGAUCCAGCUGAACCUACUGGUGACGUGGGUGGAGGGGACCGAUGGUGUUGGCAUCUCCUAGCAAAAGACGCUACCGAAUGGUUGUCCUCCUUCUGUUUCAAAGAUGGAACUGGAUAUCCCGUGCAAUCCUGGAAAGUGCCAGUAAGAAUAAUCUAAAGAAAGUUUCCCCUGGAGAUUACCCUGUGACAAGCUAAAAUCAAAGAGCUUUUCCUGCUGUAGCAACUUGGAAUUCAUUCAGUCUCAAAUAACAGCCCAACUCAGGAGCUGAGAAUAAAACAAAACAGGU
Messenger RNA from Nyctereutes procyonoides (raccoon dog), 5515 nucleotides. RefSeq names its product 2'-5'-oligoadenylate synthetase 3 (gene OAS3). The coding region runs from base 49 to 5385 and encodes 1778 amino acids. The record is from RefSeq and is a predicted model, not a curated record. Gene Ontology annotation, cellular component: cytosol; nucleoplasm; membrane. NCBI's taxonomy places the organism in Eukaryota, Metazoa, Chordata, Mammalia, Carnivora, Canidae. Gene Ontology annotation, biological process: regulation of ribonuclease activity; negative regulation of viral genome replication; defense response to virus. The transcript has 25 exons. Gene Ontology annotation, molecular function: 2'-5'-oligoadenylate synthetase activity; double-stranded RNA binding.